Messenger RNA from Dreissena polymorpha, 5385 nucleotides. Its product is annotated as transmembrane protein 201-like. The transcript is spliced from 10 exons. Gene Ontology annotation, cellular component: nuclear membrane. Bases 47 to 2098 code for a protein of 683 amino acids. Gene Ontology annotation, biological process: nuclear migration along microtubule. NCBI's taxonomy places the organism in Eukaryota, Metazoa, Mollusca, Bivalvia, Myida, Dreissenidae. The record is from RefSeq and is a predicted model, not a curated record. Gene Ontology annotation, molecular function: lamin binding; actin filament binding.
CAAGAGUCAUCUCCCUUUGCCGGCAUAAAGCAACCAACGACUGAAAAUGUUCAUAGAAGUUUUAACUGUAAUAUUAUGUUUCGCUUUAUCAAUUUAUAUUGUUUAUAAAUUAAGACCCUUGUUUCCGGCAUAUGUCAGCUGCUGGUUUUGUGGAGCAUCAACAUCUCUCCCUUACACACAAAGAAACAGCUGGGAUUGCCCUAAGUGUGAGCAGUACAAUGGCUUUGAGAAGGAUGGCAGCUACAACAAAGCAAUUGUGGCCCAGUAUGAUGAAAGCUAUAAUCGACCAAUCAACUGCAAGAAGGCGGAGUUUCUUGGAGGUCACGACCUUCUCUGUGACAAGUGCUGUCAGAAUCAGCUGCUGAAGGUCAAACAGUUGGCAAACUUCACACCUUAUAAUGAGAAGAGCUACGACUGUGAGGUUGAGGCAUUCAGUGCUCAUCUUGAGAAGGUCUACAGACUGUGUCCACAGUGCGAGAUCAGGGUCAGCGAGGAGCUUGAGACUCAGAACGAGGCUCUCUGCAUGCGUCUCAGUCACCUUGAUGAGUCCCAGAGAAGCUUGUUGGGCCUCAGUUUGAAUUCUUCUACUCUUGAUCCUCCUGUAUUGCACUCCAGUUACAGUGACAGGAAACUCAACAGGACUGUCCUGUGCAGUGUCAUACUCCAUGUAGUUGCCUUAGUGUGUGCCCUCUUGUUAGGUGCAAAGGAGAUUAGUCUGGAAGGGGGGACUGAUUGGCAGAGGAGAUUGUUACCACUUCACCCACUGCUUCUGUGGUUGGAUAGGACAGCCAGUGUGGUGUCUGUUCUGGGUCUCUUUUCUGGAAUCGUCGCAAAACUUGUUCUUGGGAAAUACAGGUUACGUAUUGUGGACGCAGCCAGCUGCCCAGUCUGGUUAUUUGUGCUGCUGUCAGAGAACUCCAGUCUACAUUUCCAGCAGAGUUACUUCCCCUACAAGACAACUGGACUGGUUACAAAUAUCCUCACCAGUCUGGCCAGUGUGGCCAUCAACCGAAGGAGACGGAACCAGUCUAAUAUGACUUUGACUAGACAAGUCCUUGACAACAGUCUCUCUGACUCUGCCAGCAGCGUUUCCCCACUUUCCUCAGUCAGUCAAGUGACGUCAAGAUCACCAUUAAAAGGUCAAAGGUCGAAAGAAGCUGAAUUCAGGCCUGAACCCCCUAGCUUGCCGGUAUUUAUGCAAGAAAGAGGGGACGAAGGAAACGCAAUAGUUCAGGAGGCGACGGUGUCAACAUCUAAGAGCAAUAAGGAAGACCAGAAAUACCCAGUACACAAAGAGGCGAAAGUUGACGAUCACAGUGAGACAGUUGAUGAUACUGCAACUGAGCUGAAGGCAUUCACUCUAGGGGAACCAACAGCAAUAAAGAGAAAUAACUCUGGAAUGUUUUCAGCAGUUGGCAUCGUCUGUGCUGCGGACUCCACUGUCAGUGGUAACCAUGGUAACCAGUCCAUACUAGAGGGGCUCAGGGCCCGGGGCAUGGGGCAGAGAAGGCCUCUGAUAUCACCAGCCUCGUUUUCACACCAUUCUCCAGUUGACAAGCAUAGACAUUCGCCAGUCCAUCAUGGCUUGUUUUCAUCACCACCAAGCACCGCACAGUUCUCCAGCUACCCCAGUAACAGGUCUUCGCUAUCAGGGUUUUCCACAUUCUCCAACACCAAUCUGUUCAGCACGGAACGCCUCUCCAUCACACCAGAGCGUCCCAGGAGCCCAAUGGUGUCUGCAUUCGGUAGACCACCAUUCCUGAACGUCCCGUUACAGAGUGACCGACUUUCACAGUGCUCGGGUCAUGUGUCGACAAAGAGCUUUUGUGUUGCUAGGCAGCCAGGCUCCAUUGCUAAGUCGGGUUCACACAGUAGAGAGAUGUCGGAUGAUUCUGAUAACGACAUGGAGAAUUCGUCUGACUUCACCUCUGUGACCAACCGAUGCAGAGUAGAGAGUACAUCAGCCUCAACGGCUCAGGAAAAUAAAGUUUCAUGGUGGAAGCAUCCAGGCUUUGUAGGCUUCAUUCUGGGGGGAAGUGUGGUGGCCAAUAUACUGCUCGGACUUCAGAUGAUCACAUAUAACAAGACCCAGUCUUGACACAGCUGAAUUCUGCACUACUUAUGGUUGCGUUGUGACCAAUGUGUUGCUUGGACUGCAUAUGAUUACAAACAACUGCCCAGUCCUGACACAGUUGAAUUCUUUACUAUUUUUGGCAGAAAUAUGAUCAAGUUUAGUUGGGCUCAGGGAAAACGAGGUUCAUACAUGAUGACAUGAUGACACUCUCCGCUUUUAUAUUUAAUAAUAUAUUUUGCCUUUGUAUGUUUUUGUUUGAAGGAUAUUUCUUCUACCAAAAGAACCUGUCUAGGCGGAAAGUUUCGUCCCUGAUUAGUCUGUGCAAACUGCACAAGCUCAUCUGGCACGACACUUUACGCACAUGCAUUAAACCACAUUUUCCCAGGACAAAGCUGAUUUACUGCUGGGACUAUAGAGGAUAACUAACAAAAACACCCAGUCCAGACACAGUUAAAGAAUUUUCGACUGCAAGUCAUAUGGGGCAAUAAGAGGGGAAAAUAUAUCUGUAAGGGACUACAAAUGAUUUCCUAACAGCUCUAAGUCUGUACAGAGUGGCAAGUUUGAAAACUAAUUUUCCAAGACAUUUACUGAGGAAAUAAUGACUGUCUCUGCGUGGGCCACUGGUGAUGACAGUCAUUAACAACACAGACCAUGGGAGACAAUUAUGGGGCAAAAUUAAACUCUGAUGUAUCCUAACAUGUGGACAUCACCACCAUACAGUUUUGUAUUAAGUUGUAUGUUCUAACGGCAUUGUGUACAACAUUGUGUACAACAGAUCCUGCACGACAAUAAGUGGGGAAAAUAUAACUGCCUCAGCAGUGACUACAGGUGUUCUCUUCUUGUAUCUAUUACAGCCAAUCUUGAAAUGUUUGACUUCUGGGGCAAUAACUGGGGAAAUCAGUGUCUCUAGACCGACAACAUAUGCUUUAUGGUUGUAACUAUGACAGCUAGCUCUGGCAGAAUUGAGUUCUCAACUAGCGAUAAUAAGAGGCAAUACAGGAGAAAACUGAACUACAUUUGGACUACAUAUGAUGUAAAGCAACUUCUAUAUUCCUGUCAUAUUUAAUAUGACUUUUGCCUUAUACUUAAGGGCCUGGGGCCCGUUUCAUCAAAGAUCGUACGGCAAUCUUAAUUUACGACUAAAUUUUAAAAACUCAAAAUAUUAAAGCUGUUCAUCGAUAUACACUUACAAUAUAAAUCAUUGUUGAGAAAACGAUAAAAUGUAUUAAAAUACUGCACCAUGGUGUUGUUAUUAUGUCGUGUUUUAUAAAGUUCUGUCUUUGAAGUUCGUAUCGUAUUUUUAAUUUGUCAUACGAUGUUUGAUGAAACACCCCCUGGUAUAUAAUAAACAAACAAUACCCUAAUGUGACUUAACCUUUCCCCCAUAAAAAGCAAAGUGAAAAUGGCUUUGGCAAACAGCAUAAAACCAUAACAGCUUGCAAGUAACUCGCAGUUUGUUGAGGUUGUAUGCUGUUUGCGCCUUAUCAGAAUCUAAGGGUUGUAAAUGAAGCCUUUAAAACUUGAAUCUAGUAAGAAAGGUCUUAACUUGAAUAUGACUUUCUAAGGGACUACAUAUGAGGGACAAUAUGUAUCUAUGUGGUAAUGGGAUGUAGUAAAGGUUGAAACUGUUCUUAAACUAUCACAUACACUUUACUGGGAAAAUGAUUCUCCCAAUACAGACCUGAAUACUCGGAGAUCUUCAAAAAAACAUUUUUUUUUAUUCAAUUUCAUACAUACAAUGUUAACAUGUAUAUGAUCAUACAACAUAGUGAUUGUACAAAGCAAUAUAGUUCAGACAUGUUAUACAAGAUAUGCUAAUAUAUAUUUUUAUUUUAGAGAGAAAAGAAAAGAGCAACAGAGGAAUAGUUAUGGGAAAUGAGUUGUAUAAAGUUGGAAGAAAACAUACUGGACUUGUGUGUUUUGUUGUAUAUUCACAAUGAUCUUGUCUGAUUGAAAAUAAGAAUUAAAAAAAAAUAAAUUAUAAAUAAAAAAAAAACAAAAACAAAAGGACAAAAUAUUAAUAAAAUAAUUCCUUGAGCUGCCUAGGCUUUUAAAUGGUAAAAUCGAGUCAUGAGAAGCUUUGUUCCGCAAUAAAUGAUUGUAUAGUGUGAUUAAUAACGAAAAGUCUUUAUAUGUCCUAUAUAUUUUGAACAGUUACAUUCUAUUGCAUAUGUUUGUGUGUAAGCAUAUAUGUUCAUUCCUUUUUUACAACAGGACUUUAAUAAUAUUGGUUUAGUAACCUUAGGAACUGUUAUAUUUCCUGUGGUUAAACUGAGGAUUAAGUGUUUAUGUUAGUUUUUAAAAAUUAUGGGUGUUUGACUAUCUGCUAACUCUCAAGAUAUGUACAAAAAGAAUGUUAUUCAUGUAUCUGUUUAGCUAUUGAUCAUGAAUCUGAAAUCUAGAGAUAGGCUGAACAAUGUGUGGCCUUGUGACAUUUUGUUGCUAUUUUAUGUCCCUCAGUCUAUACUGGGGGACAUACUGUUUUUGCCCUGUCUGUUGGUUUGUUUGUUUGCAUCAAACUUAAACAUUGGCCAUAACUUUUGCAAUAUUGAAGAUAGCAACUUGAUAUUUGACAUGCAUGUGUGUCUCAUGGAGCUGCACAUUUUGAGUGGUGAAAGAUCAAGGCUAAGGUCAUGCUUCUAGGUCAAAUAUAUGGAGGGGGACAUAGUGUUUCACAAACACAUCUUGUAUGAUCUUUUAAUCUGUUCAUCUAAAAAAAAUAGCAGUAAACUUUGCAAUAAAAUAAUAGUAGAAAAAGUAGCAAUGUGGCCGAUACAGCCAUCUAGAUGACAAUAACUCUGUCAACAGCUUUCUUUGUUUUCUUAUGCUGGUCAUGUGUGUUUUUCAUUGACAAUGUAAGCUCAAUUCCAUGCUGCAGUUGCUUUUUUUUUUGCUAAAGCCAGCCAACUAUAGGGUUCUUUUCUAAUAUUUUUCUAUUCAGUACUAGUUUUUAUAUUUUUGCUAAAGCCAUGUAUAAAACUUCAGUUGUAAAAAUGAAAAUACAUUUUACGAUAAUUAAUGUUCACUUUGAAAUAAAAUGUUUUUACAAAAUACAUUAUUUUUCAUAAACUGUCAAAAGGCAAUAAGUAAGUUUGUUCUUUAAGUAGUUCAGAUUUAGACAAACUAAUUGUAGUUACCAGUUUUAUUUGGCGUAGCUGUGAAUUGAAGAGUUAUUACCCAGUUCUAUGUUAGAUGUGGUAAAAUAUAUUGUGACAUAUUAUUGUCUGCCAUUGUUGACAUUUGUGUGUGUUUGUAAUUGAAUGAAACCUGUAUUUUGUGCACUUAAUGAAAAUAAAUUACCAAGUUGGUCA